UCGAUUUUUUUUCGUCAGUCGUCAAAAUGGCGUUCAUAAUGUCGUUUGUGUCGGUGGCGAUAUCAAUUCUUUACACGCCGUUUCUUCUUUUAAUUCUGUGCAUAAUAUUCCUCGCGUCAAUUGGAAAAUCUCUGGGAGUCCGACGUCUUUACGUGAACAUACUCCUCAAACUUUUCGAGUAUGGGCGCCAGCACAUCGAGGUGGCCAAGAAGCUGCAGCGGCACGACAGCUCAGAUGAAGACGAGGGGCCUCCCGCGCCAGACAAGCCGCCCUCCGCCGUCAUCAAGGAGAACGGGGUUAAUGGAGUAUCAAAGACCUCCGUGAUAGAACGCGCGGAGAUCCUGGGUCCCUCUCCGCAGCUGAACUACAAGCGCUCGGGCAGCGCGGAGCGGGGCAAGCUGCUCAACGGACACAAGCCCGCCGCCGCCAGGCCUGAUGCUACGCAAGACAACCUGGACUUCCACGUAUCCCACUGCCUGGACCUGGUGAAGGCCGGCGUGGAGAGCAUCAUCGAGGACCAGGUCACCAGCGUGUUCGAGGCGGAGGAGCUGCGCAGCUGGAACCUGCUCACCAGGACCAACUGUUCGUACGAGUUCCUGACGUGGCGGCUGACCAUCAUCUGGAUGAUGGGCUUCGUGGUGCGCUACUUCUUCCUGCUGCCGCUCAGGGUGCUCAUCUUCGCUAUUGGGGUGGUAACCAUGCUGGUAUCGACUCUACUGAUCAGUACGCUACCUCCGGGCAGACUGCGAACCUUCCUCGGCCGGAUGUCCUACAAAAUGUCAUUCCGAGUGCUAUUCCGGGGCCUCUCUUGCGUCAUAACCUACCACGACGAGAAAUACCGCCCACAAGGCAACGGCUUCUGUGUAGCCAAUCACACGAGCCCGAUCGACGUCGCCAUCUUGUCCUCCAACGACUGCUACUCUCUGAUCGGGCAGCGCCACGGCGGGUUCCUGGGGCUGCUACAGAGGGCGCUGGCGCGCGCGUCGCCGCACAUCUGGUUCGAGAGGAGCGAGACCAAGGAUCGACAUGCUGUCGCUAAGAGGCUAAAGGAGCACAUAUCGGUGCCCGACAACCCGCCGAUCCUGAUAUUCCCGGAGGGCACCUGCAUCAACAACACCUCGGUCAUGCAGUUCAAGAAGGGAUCCUUUGAAGUCGGGGGCACCAUCUACCCUGUGGCCAUCAAAUACGACCCGCGUUUCGGCGACGCUUUCUGGAACUCCUCUCGCUUUGGCAUGCUCCACUACUUACUCAACAUGAUGACGUCAUGGGCCAUAGUGUGCGACGUGUGGUACCUGCCGCCCAUGCGGCGGGAAGCGGACGAAUCGGCCGUCGACUUCGCUGAUAGAGUUAAGGCGUGCGUCGCGCGCCGCGGCGGAUUGGUGGAUCUACAAUGGGACGGACAGCUGAAACGAAUGAAACCCAAAAAGGAGUGGAGGGAAUUACAGCAGGAGGAAUUCAGCAAAAGGUUAAAAGGCGAAUAGAAACGCCGAGUGGACUUAGGACCAGUGACACGUGAGUGACUCACCCGACCGCGGUAGCGGGUUAUACGUUGUGUAUGUGUGUGUGCGGCCAAAGCGCCGUGAGCGGGAAGCGAUUUUUAAAUUAUUAAACUGUUUAAUAAUAGUAAUAUUUUUAUAUUUUAGUAGUGGUUUUGUAGUUUUGGUGUUUUGUGCGGAAGUUAAUUUUGGGUAAUGAAGAUGAUGUUUUUACUAAUUGUGUGACUUACUUCAUUUUAAAGUCUGUUUUAACGUUAUGUAGUAUUUAUGUAAUAAAAAUAAUGUUUCUUUUUUUUUAGUCAUUAACAACUUUUUAAACAUGUGAUAGACAGUCUGAACUGUUAAUAAGUUAAUUUUCGCACAAAACUACAAAAUUAAGUUAAAAUCUUAAUCUUGUAAACGAUUAUACGUUAGUUGGUGAGCGAAUUUAACGACGGCAAUGUUUGUGAAGUAAUUAUAAUAAAAAGGAUUUAGGAAAGCUGUCGUUUAUGGGGUGACAUUUCAUAAGUGGCCGUACCCGUACCAGGUUAAUGUACCUGACGUACACUGAAGAGUAAUAAAAACACAUAUUGAAAAAUUGAGUUUUCAAUUAAGGAUUAAGUUCAAUAAUACCACAUGCUCUUACGGUGAUGGAAAACAUCGCGAGGAAACCUGCACAUCUAGAUUCUAGAUGUGUAUCCUAAGUGCAUUAUUUAUUUCAUUACUUAUCCCAAAACGGCGAUAUGGUUCGCAACCUAUCACGUGACGUACAAAUGUGCUACGAAAAGUGGGUAGCUCGCUUGUGAGCCACCUCUGACUACCCCUUCGGGGAUUACAGUCGUGAGUGCAUAAAUAUAUCUUCAAAAUUUCGUCGCUGGAAAAGCAAAAAUGACAAAGUUUUUUUUUUUUCAAAAAUAAGUUCUAUAACAAGCCCGCCUUCCCUUUUACACUGAUAAAAUGUCACCCUGUACAUAAUAUAAUAUAAUUACGAGCCUUAAUAGUCUGUACCUACAGUCAAACUAUUAAGUCCUGACAUCAAAGAGUGCGAUUUUGCUAAGACUUUUAUGAUCAUCAGUUAUUUACUUACUUUUACAUACAUUUUAAAAAUAAAAUACCGAUUAAUUAUGAUUUUUUAACGGAUUUGUCCUUUAAUAAAUAUAACAGACCUAUAAAAUACGAUCUUAAACAAUUAGUUAGGAUCCACUUCCGUUUUCACGGCUUUAUAGUUGGACUGUACAUUAGUAUUUAAUUUUGUGACAUUAGUUUUCAGUAUAAAAUUGUUACUCUAUAUUUCAUACAAGUCACAAGAUUAAUACACUCUUUAUCAUAGACUAUAUAGUCUAUGCCUAUAUUUUAGAGGCUCUAGAAUUUUAACCUAUAUUUUUCGUGUCCAAAGAGAUAUUUUGUUACUUCAAUAUAUACCUACAAUCUAAAUGUUUCCAUAACCUCUACCAAUGUUGCUACACAAAAAUAACGUAAAAUUUCGGUAAGAAUACUGAAAAAAUAGUCAAGGUAACCGUCCACCUAUCGGUAUCGUAUAUCGUACGUAUCGCACCAAACGGAUUGUCAUAAAUGUAUGGAGAAACGGCGUCGGCAAUGCCGAUGAAGUGGACGCACUUCUGUGAAUUUCUACACAAAGAAUACUGAAUGCGAUGCGUCCGUUGCGUAGGAUUCCGAAAGGUAGACGCUUACCUUUAGGUCACCCAGUUUAAGACAUCACAUGCAUAAUAAUAUUGCCAACGUCAGCCUAUUCAUAAAGGAAGAUUAGAGCUACAUUUUCGAAUUAUUUCAGAAGUAUAGAUUUGUCUUGUUAAAGUGAGGCAUUAACACUUACUCCAUGCCAGUCUUAGUGCCAAUUUCUCCAUAGUUGGUUAUCUAACCGACAGGGAUUGAUUUACUAAUUAUACGUCAGCUCCAUAUAAAAUUCACGACAGAUGUGUCAAUAUCCCUGGUUAUGCUAUAACCGACUGUGGAGAAAUUGGCACUGAAACUAUCGUCUUAAACUAUGAUAGAAUCCAUAUUUAUUUGUUGUAAAAGUCGGUUCUUAUUUAUUGUAUUUAAAUGUAGAACCGACCGAACAAAAUGUUUUUAAUUUUAAAAAACGCUUGCCUCUUCGUUUUUAUCGCUUUUUUACGAUUGUGUAUUUUGUCUACUUACUUUUUAAAUGUACUAAAAAGUUAUUUUAAGAAUUCGGUAUCGUCUCGAGAAAUUAUGCAUUUUUCUAAUGAAAUAAAAUGCAUUUAAUUUAUUUAAUUCAUUAUUAAAUUAUUGUUGUAAUCAUGCCAUCACAAUGUUUAUACGAAUGGUUAUAAAAGGCCUAGUUUUAGGGUAUUAUUACAGUAGUUUUUGGGUUGUGUGUAGUCAAGCAAAUAAUUUUGAUAUUUCAGUGUGUAAAUGUUACGUUUAUAGUUAACGUAUUAUGUGAUUUUUUUAUCAAUUUCAUUAGCUGUUAUCUGUUAAAUCGUUUUAUAUAAAAGUUUUUGGGAUGUGAGUCCGUUAGCGUGAUGCAUUUGAAACAACCAGAAGAUAUGUAUUUAUUUUAACUAUUUUGUCUGCGGUGAGUGUGUUUUGAACGCACUUGCAUAGACAAAGAUCCUAAUAUCUCAAACUCCUUAUUCUGAGGAAUUUCGGGACUUUCAAUAAACGUAUAUUUGUGGCAUCUACAAGCAACAUAAGUACUCAUUAUUAGAUAAAAUAUAUUAUCAAUUAAAAUUCAGUCUUUAGUUUAGUUCUAAUCCCGUAGAUAAAUACUAAUAUUUAUCACAUUUUUCUAUAACUUUUGGAAAACUUUUUAAAAAUUGUUUCAUGUCAUUUUGGAUGCCCUAUUAUAAAAACAAUGUUUGUAGUAAUCAAUAAAUAAUUAUGUUGGCAUCAUUUAUUUUCAAAUAUACAGGUUGUUGCGAAAGUACUAUAUAGUAAGAUGAAAAGGGUGGGUGACUCAGGGUGUCACACUAAAUAAUGUUGAUACAUGUUGACAAAAUCUAUUCGCUAUCUAUGGUAAAUAUUCUAAAGUUGUUGAAAAUGACCCCUUGAGUUACCACCUUCGGUCUACUAUACAAUUUUCCCAACACCCUGUAUAACAACGUCCAGUUGCGUUAAAUAAAUGGUGUUAUACCAUUGCCAUGUAUGUAGGUUAUGUAAGUAGAAGCCUGCAUAGGGCUAUAAAAUAUUGUAACAAAUUGAGAAAGCGAAAUGGAUACGUUGGCUUAUUUACCGAUGAUGAUGAUGAUGAUGAUUUUUAGUAAACAUUUUAACAUACGUACACAAAUCUGGGCCUCUAGUACGGGUUACGCAGUUUACGUAAACGAAAAAAGUUUUGGUUUCCUUCUAUUCUAUCAUCUGCCUACAUUAUCUGUCAAAAGUUUCAUGAUAGUUUCCGCUAGAGGCGCCACUUUGUAUGCGAAAAACUGAAACUUUUAUAGUUUUUGACAAUCUGUCAAACAUGUACUAGACCUACUGGCUUAUUUAAAGUACGAUUUUUUACCCUCCAUUUGUUAAAAAUCCCGUAGGUGCAGUUAUUCAAAUAUAUCCUCGUGGUACGGGUCUUACGACAUCGAUAAACUAUUUAUCGCGAAUCAUGACAUAUUGACGUUUAUCCACGUCGAUAACGGACCUAUACCAAGAUUGAAAUCGUACUUUAACGCUUGAACGUGUGUAACUAUAAAAUCACUGAUUUUAAAUGAUUUGCGUAACAGUUUACAACUAUUUAUUUAUUUCUCACGCUUUUAACACAAGUGAUAUUUAGAUAGAAGGUGGCAUUCAAUGCAGAAGGAAAGUAGGAAAACGAACAGAGCAAUUGAAGUCUGUUUUUUAAUCUCAGAUAC
Messenger RNA from Plutella xylostella (diamondback moth), 5299 nucleotides. The record is from RefSeq and is a predicted model, not a curated record. NCBI's taxonomy places the organism in Eukaryota, Metazoa, Arthropoda, Insecta, Lepidoptera, Plutellidae.